Molecule: messenger RNA, 426 nt
Organism: Cannabis sativa
Lineage: Eukaryota; Viridiplantae; Streptophyta; Magnoliopsida; Rosales; Cannabaceae
Exons: 2
Coding region: 1-426 (141 amino acids)
Source: RefSeq, a predicted model, not a curated record
AUGGUAAGAAGGAAAAGGAAUUUUAUAUGGGCUGUUAUUGAAGAUGAAUCUCAUUGGAUUGAGGACCGGGAUCUUAUGGCUGCUUUCUUUAGAAGCAAAUUCUUGGAGACAUUCAAUUCGACUAACCCUGAGAUAGAUGAGGAGCUUUUUACUCUUGUGGAGUCGUGUAUCUCUAUGGAAGAAAAUGAUAGUAUUAUGGUUGUCCCGUCUCUUGGGGGAGUUAGAAAAAUUUUGGCUAAUAGGAUUCGUCCAGUUCUGGAGAAUAUUAUCAUCCCUUUCCAAUCUUCUUUUGUGAAAGGAAGAUGGAUUGUGGAGAAUUCCAUCAUUGCAAGUGAGAUCGUUCACAAUAUGGGCAAGAGACAGGGGAAAAAUGCUUUUGUGGGGAUUAAGUGCGAUAUGUCUAAGGCUUAUGAUAGAUUUGAGUGA